UAUCUUCAAAGAGUAUUGAACAUAAAGAUACAGAAGCAAAUCUACAGUCAAAGCUAUGGUCAACUUCCUUCUUAAAAGAAAGCAAAGUGUGAUGAGUCAAUGAACAGGCUGGAUACACACUGGGAGAUCAGAGUGGCUGUGAGCUGAUGGACACCAUAAAGGACACGGAAUCAGGUGAGAUGGGCAAAAAUGAAGUCAUUACAAAGCAGGAGAAAAAUAAUGAAAAUUGCCUUCAGGUUAUUGAUGAUAAAUUGUCCGAGUCAACAAAAGAUGAUGGUGAAGAUGACACCAGUGAUGAAAGUAAUGAAGACAGUGGCCCAAAAAAGGACAUCCGUGCCCCAUUAGAGUUAAUGGCAGAAUUCCUAAGAGCAGAAAUGAGCCAAGACUACCAUUUGGCUAAAAAAUUAUGUCAAAUGAUCCUAAUCUAUGAACCAGAAAAUCCUGAGGCCAAGGAGUUCUUAGUACUUAUUGAAGAAAUGUUGCUGAUGGAGAAAGCUCAAAAUCGUGAGGAAGAGGAGGAAGAUAGUGAAGAAGACAGUAGUGGGGAGAGUGAAGGAGAAAGCAGUGAGGAGCCGAGUGAAGAAAGCUCUGAUGAAUGUGAAGAUGGGUGAUGAAAGGUGCUACUAUGGUUUAAUCUUCAUAUAUUUUCAUUACUAUAUAGCAUGGAAAUAUAAAGAAGAAAACUGCAUUUUAUUCUUCUUUAUUUGGUAUAGAGGUACUUUAAUUUAUCCAUAUUAGUUUGAACUCCUUCUAAUAUUAAGGUCUUGAUUCAAUGUGAGUUACUCAAGAGAGGAAAACAAUUUAUAUUUGAAAACACAUCUUACUAUGUGCCAGUUACUGUUCUACACACACUACUUAAUGCAACAAACCCAUGAGGUAAGUACUAUCGUUAUUCCCAUUCAGCAGAUGAGAAAACUG
Messenger RNA from Myotis davidii, 918 nucleotides. It is a transcript of the gene ERICH2, whose product is annotated as glutamate rich 2. The transcript has 6 exons. Lineage: Eukaryota; Metazoa; Chordata; Mammalia; Chiroptera; Vespertilionidae. The coding region runs from base 147 to 611 and encodes 154 amino acids. The record is from RefSeq and is a predicted model, not a curated record.